Messenger RNA from Pteronotus mesoamericanus, 2108 nucleotides. It is a transcript of the gene AGPAT5, whose product is annotated as 1-acylglycerol-3-phosphate O-acyltransferase 5. The record is from RefSeq and is a predicted model, not a curated record. Gene Ontology annotation, cellular component: endomembrane system; mitochondrion. The coding region runs from base 97 to 1194 and encodes 365 amino acids. The transcript has 8 exons. NCBI's taxonomy places the organism in Eukaryota, Metazoa, Chordata, Mammalia, Chiroptera, Mormoopidae. Gene Ontology annotation, molecular function: acyltransferase activity.
UGAUUGGCCGUCGGCCGCGGGCCGCGGGCCGCGGGCGUCCCGAGGCGGCCGCGCGGGGAGGGGCUGGCGGAGUAGUCCGCGUGCGGAGCCGGGAAGAUGCUGCUGUCCCUGGUGCUCCACAUGUACUCGCUGCGCUGCGUGCUGCCGGCAGUCGUGCUGCUCGGCACGGCCCCCACCUAUGUGCUGGCCUGGGGGGCCUGGAGGCUGCUCUCCGCCCUCCUGCCUGCCCGCUUCUACCAGGCGGUGGACGACCGGCUCUACUGCAUCUACCAGAGCACGGUGCUCUUCUUCUUCGAGAACUACACCGGGGUGCAGAUAUUGCUAUAUGGAGAUUUGCCAAAAAAUAAAGAAAAUAUAAUAUAUUUAGCAAAUCAUCAAUGCACAGUGGACUGGAUCGUCGCCAACAUUCUGGCCGUGCGGCAGAGCGCCCUGGGGCACGUGCGCUAUGUGCUGAAGGACGGGUUGAAGUGGCUUCCCUUGUACGGCUGUUACUUUUCUCAGCACGGCGGCGUCUACGUGCGGAGGAGCGCCGGCUUCGACGAGCGGGCCAUGCGGAGGAAGCUGCAGAGCUACACGCGCGCCGGGACGCCGAUGUAUCUUGUGAUUUUUCCAGAGGGAACAAGGUACAAUCCAGAACUAACGAAAGUCAUCUCAGCUAGUCAGGCAUUCGCUGCUCAAGAAGGCCUGCCAGUGUUAAAGCAUGUCUUGACCCCGAGAGUGAAGGCCACCCAUGUGGCUUUUGACUCUAUGAAGAACUAUUUAGAUGCGGUUUAUGAUGUCACAGUGGCUUUCGAAGGGACUGUGGAUGAAAGAGGGCAGCGGAAGGAAGCGCCGUCCAUGGUCGAAUUUCUCUGCAAAGAAUGUCCAAAAAUCCAUAUUCACAUUGAUCGUAUAGACAAAAAAGAUGUCCCAGAAGAACAAGUAUACAUGAGAAGAUGGCUUCAUGAACGUUUUGAAAUAAAAGAUAAGCUGCUCAUCGAGUUCUAUGACUCGCUGGAUCCAGAGAGAAGAAACAGGUUUCCCGGGAAGAGUGUGCCCUCUAAACUCAGCCUUAAGAAGACCUUGCCGUCACUGCUGGUCCUGGGUGGCCUCACGGCCGGGCUGCUGGCGACGGAGGCGGGGCGGAAGCUGUACGUCAAGACGUGGGUCUACGGGACCCUGAUUGGCUGCCUGUGGGUCGGUAUCAAAGCCUGAGGCCGCCCGGCGGCGGUGCCUCGGCCGCGUUGGCGGCGGCGCCCUCCGUCGCGUCGCUUCCGCAGUUAAAUACGGAGCGUAAAUAAAGCCUUGUUGAUUGAACUCUGGUUAAAACAGAAUUUCUGACUAAAGCCGCAGUCGGCCUGGGCAGACUCGCCUGCUGUCGCAGCCUCGGCGCGGGAGGUGGCGGAGAGCGCGAAAAGCUAACGCCAGCGUGUGCCGCCCUCGGCGGCGGAGGCCGCCGCCCCGCGUGGCCGCGGCGGGGCUCCUGAAGGCUCACUCGCCCUGUACGUCACUGUGUGUGUUGUUUCCGGUUUCCUGCAACUUCCCCGGUCGAGGCGCUUGACCACUGGAGCAUUGAGUAGCUUGCCGCUGUGUGAUGCGUGGCUUUCGGCGUAACUUCCCCGAGUCGGUGGAGGGAACGGUCCUUAGGCUUUGAGGAGGAAGGCGAGGCCGGCCCUGGCGAGGGGCUCUGGGGAGCGCCUGCGACACGUGCGGAUUUCCACUCUGUAUUUGCAAAAAUAAUUCGCAUUUCUAAUAUUUAUUGAAACAGCUUAAUUUGCACACCCUGUGCUCUUCACAGAAGACUAAUGUAUGAAGUGCAAGAAUUAAGUGUAAGUUAAGAUCGGGACCCUCGUUCCUGCAGCAGAGCUUGAACUUGCCCGGCAUGUAGAAGACUCCAGCUAAGCGCUCAGAACCUCGCAACGUCUGUGCCAUGAGUACUUGAAAACCGGAAGGUUUCCUUUUAUUUUUUUAUCUCAAAAUGAUCCUUGUGUUCCCCUGUCGGAUCUGGUUCCGCUGAAGCCUGAGGAGGGGCGGCUCUACGCGUCCGCCGGCUAUGCCCGCCCGUGCCUUCCGCCGCUCCAGGCCGGCGGAGCCCUUGGUCCUGCAGCCGCGUGGCUGUCGCCGUCGCU